ACCCAACUCACAGCCUGCCAUGACCAGCGUGACCUUGGGUGACGGGUGAGACCUGAGAACCGCAAAAACCAUGGCGUCGAAAAGCUCUGCUUUCGACGAGGAUUGGAGGCGUGAUGACUUGCCUUUCCCAAGCAACAAGGAGGAGUUCAAGGAAUUCCAGAGCUUUGACAACGCGUUAAAAGGAGCGCAGACGGCUGACAAGGACAUCCUGUCUGCCAACAUCAAUCGUGCAGCGCGGAUUGCCACCUCCAUGAGAACGGAGACAGGAAUCAUACAUGUUGUACGUCGACUUUGCUUGGUCUCCAAGGAUGCGAGUCUGUUCCGAGAGACCGCAGUGUUUACGAUCGACUCCAUCUUGAGACAUGCGACGCGCAGGAAGGACAAGGCGCUGCGCAAGCUUUUUGAAGCGCACCUCCAAGACCAAUUGUGUGACAUCUUCCAAAGGGCUCUGCAAGAUAGCAACUGCGAAGAUUUGGCACAGAAAUUUUAUUCUUCAAUCCUGGUGAAGUGGAAAGACAAGGGAUGGUGUGAGCCAGAGAUCAACGCAGUGGCGGAGAUGAUCCAGAAACUGGUUCCAAGCGUCAGGCGACCUGACGAGUUGAAGGGAGAGGACCUGGUGCCUUCAUUUAGUCCCGACGACGACAUGGUGAAGGGAGGAGACACGACCAACGUCAUGAAGUCCGUGCCCCACACACCUGGUUACGGCUUUGGAGCAGAGUCGCGCAAGACGCAGCCCAUGACACCACAGCCCUACACCCCAAUGAUGGGGCAGCCAGUACCCAUGACACCUGUGACGGCCUACAAGACCCAGAGUGCGGUGUUGCGAUCCACUCCAGCCACACCUAGAUUGACGACCCCAGCAGCUUCCACACCAAUUUAUGGAGCUCCAAUGACUCCAGUCCUGCAACGAGUGCCACUGACGCCGGGGCCUGGAAGUGUCCUGCAGUCUGUCCCAGCAACCCCAUCGGCAGCUCCUCACUUGGUUAUGCAAUCUGUACCAAUGACGCCAGGUUUGGAAUCCAACACGGUUCUGCAGUCAGUCCCGGCAACACCAGGUGUGGGAUUCAGUUCUAUUCUGGAAUCUGUGCCGGCCACACCGGGUGUGGGGGUUAUGGAAUCAGUGCCAGCAACACCAAUGCCUGGAGCCGCUCGGAUGCAGGACAAGACUCCACCUCUACCACAGGGUAUGCCGAUGACACCAGUCGGCGGUCAUUCUACCCCGCAGCCUUUCACCCCAGCAGGAGCACCUCCCCCAACACCGGGAGUUGGAACUCGCCAGCCAUACACACCAGUAGGACCCCCACCUGGUACACCAGCAGGACCACCUCCUCCAACAGGUGCUGUAAGGAGCCAACCUUACACGCCAGCAGGACCUCCACCUGGUACACCAGCAGGACCGCCUCCCCCAACACCAGGUGUCAACCAACCAUACACACCAGCAGGACCUCCACCUGGUACACCAGCAGGACCCCCACCUGCUACACCAGCAGGACUGACUCCACAAUCACAAACACAACCAUACACACCAGGAACACCAGUUAGUGGCACACCAGCAGGACCGCCGCCCAACUCACCAGGGCAACCUGGCACACCAGCAGGACCGCCGCCCAGCUCACCUGGGCAACCUGGCACACCAGCAGGACCACCUCCCAACUCACCCGGGCAACCCGGCACACCAGCAGGACCACCUCCCAACUCACCCGGGCAACCCGGCACACCAGCAGGACCACCUCCCAAAUCACCAGCAGGCAGCAGCAAUCCAUUCACACCUGGACUUGCUGGUUCUUCGGCACCUCCUGGUACACCCGCUGGACCCCCUCCGAGCCCAGGCGCAGAGCCAGGGACUCCAGCUUCGCCUACAGUUCAGCCGUGGACUCCCCUUGGACCUCCUCCACAAACUCCGAACAAUCCAGGCCGACCAGCACCCAAGACGCCUACACCACCACCAGCGACAGCGGUGGCUGCACCACACAAUACAUCAAAUCUGUCCCAACCUGCUUCAGCCGCUCCACCGCUUACUUCAUCAAGGCCAACCAUAUCUCGACCCCCGCAGACAGCUGCAGUUUCGUCAGAGACGGGGAUGCCAACGAGCACCAGGAGUGUCCUCCUGACCCCGAUUGGUGAGGAGAACCCAUCCACACCAGCAUUUAUGCCUAUCGUUGGAGGAGAGGCUGCUCCAAGUACACCAGCACCAGGUGUCAGAGCAGCAGCCACGCCGGCCACCCCGGAUAUGGCUCCAAUGACCCCUGGCUUUGCACCGGUGCACGGUGGUGAGGCUGCACCCCAGACGCCAGUAGGUGUCGCGCCCGUCACAUCGGCACCGGGAACACCCAUGAUGGAGGCCUGGGAAACACGAGCCGGUCAUCCCAGUCAUGAACAGGCGGCCAAGAGGCGGAAAGUGGAUGAGGCCUGAAGACUGUUCGAGUCAAGGUGCUGGUCAGCUGAAUUGCGACAAACAUGCUGAUUGGUCCGCACAAAAUCGCUGCUGACGUG
Cladocopium goreaui is the source of this 2493-nucleotide messenger RNA. Lineage: Eukaryota; Dinophyceae; Suessiales; Symbiodiniaceae. The record is from the annotation of a GenBank genome assembly.